AUGCCCACCAAGGAGCUUUCGAAUCCUUGUAUGGAAUGCAAGGAUGUCGAGGCGACGCUCGAUAUUCGCAAGAGACAGCUAUGCAGUGAUUGCUACAAGCGCUUUCUUGCCUAUAAAAUAAUCCGUCGCACCGAUGGCUAUAGGUUUAAGAAGAACCAGUCUACGCGACCAAAGCUACUGCUUCCAUUAUCGCUCGGCGUAUCCUCCUCUGUCCUACUUCACGUUCUUGAUUCCCAAAUCCAACGUCAACUCGCCAAACCCAUUGGCGCGAAAGUACCCUUCGACCUGCUUGUCUUCGUCAUUGAGCCCUCCACAAUCGCAACUUCGGAUAAUUUGCACCAACAGAACUACGAUCUUGUUCUUGAAAGAUUCUCGACGCACGCUCAUACCCGGCUGUCCAUUCACGAUAUCUUCGACUAUAUUCCGGAUAUGAAAGAAGUCAUGCUUGAAUAUGCCGGGUCUCAAUUUGUGGAUGAUAGCUCAAAGUCUAAUAAGGAUCGUUUGGCGGCCUUCCGAAAUUCUAUAACUACCGCAACAUCGCAAACAGACCUGGACUACGUUCUUUUGACACGACUUAUUGUUGCGGUUGCACAGAAAAAUGAAUGUGAAGCAAUCGUCUGGGGUGACUCGGACACUCGCCUUGCCGCGAAGGCUCUUGCGGGGGUCUCUAAGGGUCGGGGCGCAUCAAUGACUUGGCAAGUAUCUGAUGGCAUGUCUCCUUGGGGCAUCAGAUUCGAGUUCCCGCUACGAGAUCUGUACAAAACCGAGCUCGAGCAAUACGAAAGCCUAUGUCAGGAACUCUCUGGCGUUGUUAUUCCUGAUCCACCAUUACCGGAUAAUGUCCUCACAAAGAACCUGUCUAUCGAUGAGUUGAUGAUGCGAUAUGUUCAGACGCAAGGUGCAAAGUAUCCAGGUGUCAUGGCAAAUGUUGCGAGAACCGCCAACAAACUUCAGCCUUCCAGCUCUGACGAUUCCAUAACCUGCUCGUUGUGCGGGGGUCUAAUCGGGAAUGUCAAAGGCAACACUGGCGUUACAGUGACAAGUCAAUCUGGUGGCAACCAGGGCUCCAAGUUUUGCUAUGGAUGCAUCAGAUCUCGUCCUGACCCCACACGUUGA
Messenger RNA from Penicillium argentinense, 1116 nucleotides. RefSeq lists its product as uncharacterized. NCBI's taxonomy places the organism in Eukaryota, Fungi, Ascomycota, Eurotiomycetes, Eurotiales, Aspergillaceae. Gene Ontology annotation, biological process: tRNA wobble position uridine thiolation. Bases 1 to 1116 code for a protein of 371 amino acids. Gene Ontology annotation, cellular component: cytosol. Gene Ontology annotation, molecular function: tRNA binding; sulfurtransferase activity. The transcript is spliced from 2 exons. The record is from RefSeq and is a predicted model, not a curated record.